UUUAUCUGGCCUUCCAAUGAUUUCUUCCUUCCUUCUCCCCUAGUCAAUUCAUGCUGUCAGUGGAGCGGUUUUGGUCUUUUGAUCGAUCUCUCUGAUAGCUAGGAUGAAUUUCUUUUUCUCCUAGUCCUUCCCCAGUCAAUGAACGAUGGGUCAGCUAAUUUCCGUCGAUCGUUUCAGUUAUAGAGCUAGGUUACUGAAUUAGGGGUUUCGUGCGUGUUGUGAUAUCGAGCUGAUUGAACAUAUUUCAGGCCCUGGCUCUGGAAAGCUACUUAGACUCCAGCCACCAGGGAGGAGUGCCUUCCAUGGCACCCUCUCGUGUGGUUGGAGGGUUAGCCCAAUCUUCCUCAAGUUCUGGAAUUUUCUUUCAGGGGGAUGGGCACUCCCAGGCUGUACAUAACUCUCACUUAGCCUCAUCAUUUGGGAACUCAUCCAGUUCGAUUCCUGGGACUGGGCGUCCCAACCUGGGUCCAGUUUCUGGGGAUAUGAAUAAUGCUGUUUUAAACAGUGUCGCAAAUUCUGGGCCAAGUGUUGGGGCAAGUUCAUUGGUGACUGAUGCGAAUUCGGCAUUCUCUGGAGGAGGCCCUCGUUUGCAGAGAAGUGCCAGCAUUAACACAGAGUCGUACAUGCGCUUGCCAGCUUCACCUAUGUCAUUUUCUUCCAAUAACGUAAGCAUCUCUGGCUCUUCAGUUGUCGAUGGUUCUUCGGUGGUGCAGCAAGGAAAUCACCAAGAAUCUAGUGCACCACAGCACCAGCAAAGUCAGCAGCAGCAACAACAUGGGGCUUCAAGUGCUACAUCUUUACCCUCAUCACAAAAUGGGCAAAUGUCACUUCCCAUGGAUGGACGAGUUCCUGGAUCUUAUUUUCAGGACCCUAAUUUAUCACAGGUACAAAAGAAGCCCCGGUUAGAUAUCAAGCAGGAAGAUAUUCUGCAGCAGCAAGUGUUGCAGCAGAUGUUGCAGAGGCAGGACCCCAUUCAGAUGCAGGCGCGUAACCCACAACUACAAUCACUGCUUCAGCAGCAGAGACUGAGGCAGCAACAGCAGAUUCUCCAAUUUAUGCCACCGAUGCAGAGAGCCCAAUUUCAGCAACAGCAGCAGCUGCAGUUGAGGCAGCAGCAAAUGCAGCAACAACAACACCAACAACAGGCCAUGCAGCCGACAUCUGUUCCCGUUAAGCGUCCCUACGAUGGGGGUGUAUGUGCUCGACGGAUGAUGCAGUAUCUGUAUCAUCAGCGACAGAGGCCAGCUGAGAAUACUAUUGCAUAUUGGAGAAAAUUUGUAGCAGAGUACUAUUCCCCUCGGGCAAAGAAAAGGUGGUGCUUGUCAUUAUAUGAUAAUGUUGGGCAUCAUGCACUAGGGGUAUUUCCCCAAGCAGCAAUGGAGGCAUGGCAGUGUGACAUCUGUGGUUCGAAGUCCGGAAGAGGAUUUGAGGCAACUUUUGAAGUGCUACCUCGACUUAAUGAAAUAAAGUUUGGUAGUGGCGUCAUCGACGAGCUUUUGUUUUUGGACCUGCCUCGUGAAUGUAGAUUUUCUUCUGGAAUAAUGAUGCUGGAGUAUGGUAAAGCAGUCCAGGAGAGUGUAUAUGAGCAACUUCGUGUUGUUCGUGAGGGCCAGCUUCGUGUUAUAUUCACCCACGAUUUGAAGAUAUUGUCCUGGGAAUUUUGUGCACGGCGCCAUGAAGAACUGCUUCCUCGUAGGGUGGUAGCUCCUCAGGUAAAUCAGCUGGUACAGGUUGCACAGAAGUGUCAGAGCACAAUUUCUGAAAGUGGAGCUGAUGGUGUUUCACAGCAGGAUCUCCAAGCAAGUAGCAAUAUGGUCCUGACAGCUGGGCGCCAGCUUGCUAAGAGUUUGGAGUUACAGUCUCUGAAUGAUUUGGGGUUCUCCAAAAGAUAUGUUAGAUGUUUGCAGAUCUCCGAGGUUGUCAAUAGCAUGAAGGAUUUGAUUGAUUUCUGUCGGGAACAAAAGGCUGGGCCAAUUGAGAGCCUAAAAGUUUACCCUCGGCAUAAUAACUCUGCAGCCAAGCUCCAGAUGCAAAAGAUGCAAGAAAUGGAGCAGCUGGCAAGCUCUCAGGGUGUACCUACUGACCGGAACACCCUCAAUAAGCUGAUGGCUUUGCAGCCCUCUGCCGGAAUAAAUACUGCCAUGAACGUCAACAACAACAAUAAUCACCACUUCGGUAAUCGAGGAGCAGUAGGUUUAAGUGGUUCGGCCCAGGCUGCAUUGGCCCUUUCCAACUACCAAAAUCUUCUCACGAGGCAAAACUCCAUGAAUUCAAACUCCAGCUCGCUUCAACACGAACCUCCUUCAUCUUCCUUCAACAAUAAUUCUGCCCCAAGUCCAUCUUCCAACUUCCAAGGACCUGCUGGUUUCCCUCCCGGAGGACCCAUGCAAAACUUACACCAACAACAACAGCAGCAACAUCAGCGUUCAUCGAGUUCCAAUAAUUUGUUUCAACAAAACCAUCAUCAACAAAGCUCUCAAGGCAGCAAUCAGGCAUUGGAACAGCAGAUGAUACAGCAACUGCUGCAGGAGAUGUCAAAUAACAGUAGCGGGGGAGGAGGAGCUCAGCUGCAGCGUUCUGUUUCUGCACAGAAUGGGAAUGGUGGUUCUGCAGGAAGGAACAGUGUGGGCCCUGCCAUCUCUGGAGGUAGACCUGCAGCAAGUCGGAGCAACAGUUUCAAAGCUGCUGCUGCUUCACCCAGUGAUUCGUCAGCUGGUGGUGGUGGCGGCAGUGGCAGUGGUUAUAAUAAUAACAAUCAAAAGGUUGGGGACAUGCCUAAUCAGAAUUUGCAGCAGCUGCAGAAUGACAUGCAAGAUAUCGCUGCUGAGUUUUCAGAUAGUGGGUUUUUUAACAGUGACCUUGGCGAUACUAUGGGCUAUGACUGGAAAGCAUAAUAAACAACUUCUGGUUUUGGCUCUUAGCUUAGUUGUUUGGUUUUAUUGAAUGAGUUUUUUGGCCAUCUCGUUUGUACAGAAUUAUACUCUCCCCUCCCAGAACCGUUUAUUGCGAAUCGUAAGGGAACAAAACUUAUUGUGCUUAAAUAGGUAAUAGCUGCCAUUAUUCCUCUCCGUGUUUCUGGUCAUGCAAUUUGUAAUGUACUAUGAUGAUAACUAGUAAGCUAAUAUGAUAUACAUUUUCAUUAUCAAUGGUAAUCGAUGAUAACGAAUGCCCCCAUAGUAACCGAAGCCAUAGCAUGGAGAUGGCUUCAAGUUGUUCAUGACCGAUGAUCGGCAAUUAGUCGCUCUUAUGACAAUCUUCACACUCAGGAGCUAGCCUGGUGGGAGGCAUCCCCUUGAUCCCUUGAUUCUCUCCCCAAAAGUCUGACAACAAAACUGCGCAAAAGAGAAGCUGCAAUUCUUCUCCCUCGUAGGGAUGCACUGGCCGAUUCACUAGAUUCUGUUUCGGGAGUGUACUCUAAGGAGCACUCUCCAGUGGAGUCAGUUAGCUCGACGUCAAAUGGUUUCAUGAGCUGCUGUCCAGCUGCUUGAACAUGAGAGAGACUGCAACCACCGCUUGAAAAGUGCAUGUGUCAGUGUAGUGAAGCCAAUAGAAUGAAGUUCUUCACAGGUUUAUAGCCUGUGGAGAAACUGGAGUAGCCGUGCUGGGAAAAAGAGAAAAGAGAGCGUAUAAAGGGGAACGAGAGAGCACCAGAUGUAAUGUAAACCAUCUAUCUCUUGUCUCUGAGCUCUGCCAAGUAGCUCAACUUGCAGAAUCCCUCCUAUGCAAAGUACCGGUUCUGGCAGCUUGAAUUUUUGCAGUUGGCUUUCCUGCAGCCAUGGGAAAUUCAGGGGAGGUGUAAGACCAGACAAAAUGGUCAUCUCUUGGUCUAUGGCCAUAUGUAACAAUCGCUAUAUCAUCCUCCAACUCCAUUGGGAACUUUGAAUGACCGAGUCUAAACCGAACGCUUUUUGAUGAGUAUAUAGGGAACCCAUACUGGAAGUACGCUUGAAAAGGCUGAACAUGGAUUUCAGUGACUAGACAUAACUUGGAUGCCAACUUGUAAACUAAUCUCUCAGGAACGUCUGGAUUGGCUUGCCCUUUACUAGACCAGUAGGAUGCUCGAUCCUCAACUCUAUCGCCUGCCUCCAAGGUAUUCUGAAUCGUCUCUUCUGGGUAAUUAUCUGUGCUGGAUGCACAGAUGGCCUCCGAGAUGCAGUCUUUCGUCACAACUGGAGAAAGGCCACGUGCCAGAAACGCGUAGACUCUAUGGUUCCUCUUGAGCCACUCCCAGCUCCUUCUACAGUCACUAGUCCGACCUACCGGUUCAAUCAGAUUAUCCACUUCAAUGAGAUCAACGUUACUACACAUUCCAGGAAACUUCCUCAAGCAGAGCUGUUUGCAGAUGCCAUGUUAAAGCAUACCAAACCGGCGCCAAGAACUUGAAACGGCACAAAGACGAACGAGAUCAGAAGGGUCAUCCAAAUGCAUCAGAACCUGAAUAAACAUGUCAACUCCAAGCCAUUGCAUCAGGUCACCGCACUUUUCCCUUGUCUGGGCCAUUGUAUAAACACGGAUCAAACAAACCGACUGCAGGCAAACGUACCUUUCUCUGGGAUUCGACGGCGGCGAGCGGUAGCGCGAAAAAGCUCCAACCUUUACGAUCUAAUAAUCCCUCUCAGGAUGAGGGGCGCAUAAUGGGGACACGAAAUCGGAGAAGAGGGCAAAAGCUGAGCUGUGAAUUUCGAGAGGGAUCGAAACAGAGACAAAAAAAAAAAACGUCGACGCCACCACCGAAUGGGACGGCUCAGCAGCCGGCGAGAGUGGAUUUCUUGAACUGAGCUA
This is a messenger RNA of Linum tenue, 4782 nucleotides long. The record is from the annotation of a GenBank genome assembly. NCBI's taxonomy places the organism in Eukaryota, Viridiplantae, Streptophyta, Magnoliopsida, Malpighiales, Linaceae.